AUGGCGCAGCAUCAAAAUCCAAAAACUUUGAUCAAUCAGUUUUACCAACGCGCUAAGGCAGACCCGCCGCGCUACGAGGUUGAGCUCGCGCCCGUCGAUGGCCAAGAAAACCGCUUCAUAUGCACGUUGAUUUUGCCAUCGGUUACAGCUGAGGGCGAAACGCUUCCUGAGCAGAUAUUUCAGGAGGAGGGUCGCUCCAAGAAGGCGGCGCAGGACGCGGCCGCUGCAACGGCAUUUCAGUUCCUGUCAGAACAACCUGUGUACGGGAACUUGAAGCCGUACGAGGAGUCCCUCUUACGGACGCUGGCUACCAGGGGCCUGUUCCGGGACCCCGAGAUGCACGGCGCAGCUGCCUCCGCGGUGGCCUACCUGGACGGGUACCUGCCCCUGGCGGCACUGCCACAUAGCCGGAUACUGAGGGGAUGGGCCAAGGAGUAUGGCAAGUCGUACGACCCGGAUCUGGCGUCCGACCCUAUGGCGCUGGUUGACGUUGUACGGCGGGAGCUGGCAGCACAAGCGGAGGUGGCGGUGCCGCCGAAGGCAGCAGCGGUGGAGGCGGCGGAGAGCGCAGCGGCGGAGGCGGCGCUGACGGCGGCGGGGCUCCAUUGUGGGCCGCCUGGGGACCCGGCGGUGGAGGCGGCCAAGGUUGCCGCAGCUGGCGCUGCCGCGGGGGCGGCUGCAGCACUGGGUUGGAAUCUGGGCCCCAGUGGGUUGUGUGUACGGCUACCGCGGGAGUCUGCUGAGUCCGCCCCUCCUGGAGUUAUCUGGGAGGAAGUCGACCCGGCGAUUGAGGCGGCGGGGGGGGUGGCCUCGCUGGUGGUUAUUCCCGCGGACAGCAGUCUGCCUCUGCGGGAGGAGUCCAUUCCGGCUCGGGGCUGUCUGCUGUGGGGCAGGGUGGGACAUAAGGCCUCGGUUAUUGCUGAUCCACGGGUCGCGAGCGCCGCAGCCCUGGCGGCAGCAGCAGCGCCUAAGGCAGAGGAAAAAGGGCCGCCGCCGUCACGUCCCCGCCGCCACCCUGACUCCGCCGGCGCCACCCCGACCGCCUCCGAGCAGUCCAUUUGCCUGCCGCCGUCCGGCAGCGUGGGCACGGAGGUGACGGGUGGGCUUAGGCUGUUGGAGCAGCGGAUUGGUGCAGCGGCGGCGGCAGGGCUCGGUGACGCCGACGGAGGUGGCGGCGGCGCCGUCAUUACUGCCGUAUCAUUGGCUCAGCCGCCGGCCUCGCCUUGCGUGUAUCGGGCUGAGUCCACCUUGUCUCUGGCUGUGCACCGGGGGCCAGCGGCCAUGGACUGGGAGGCGGACGGCCAAACCGAGGUCCGCGGACCCGAGCACGUCGCCGCCCCCUCCGCCACGGGGGGGAGAGCUGGGGGAGGGGGCCCCCGGGGAGGUCGCCAGUCGGGGGCACAAGGUCGAGGAGCUGCCAAGACCGCGCCGGCCGGCCGGUCGGCAACCGCCGCAUCUGCAAAUCGGUCUGGAGGUGGCGGAGGUGGAGCCGCUGCCGCUGCGGGCGCAGGACUGCCGGCUCUGCAGGGGAAGCGGGGGAGCGGCAGCGGCGCCGUAGGCGGCGGCGGCGGCAGCGGGGGAGGUGGCCACAACGCCAGCGGUGGUGGCAGCAGCCCCCGCCACUUGAUGCUACCGCCGCUGCCAGCCACACCCUCGUCACAAGGUGGCGGCCGCCGCAGCUUUGACGCGGCGGCGGCAGCGGCAACGGCGGCAGCGGAGCCACCGCCGCUGGCUUCCCUGCGCAACGCCAUUGCCUUGCUGUCACCUGCCGCCUACACCCGGGCCGCCCACGCGCCGCUGCUGCUGCGCGGCCUGCCCGCGGAGUACCGGGGCCCGGCCUCCUGGGUGGGGCCACCGCCGCGGCAACUUCUAGACAACUACAUGGCGGCGCACAGCCCCGCUGCCGCCAUCACCUCCCUGGAGCUUGUCGUACCAGAUGUGGAUUUGCCGGGGGAGGGGCUGGCGGAGCUGGCGGGUACCAACUUCUUAGGGCUGCCGUACAAGGUCACAGCGGGUCCGGGCCCGCUGGAUAUCGUGUCCCAGCAGGUGGCGCUGUCCGCCCUCCUCGAACUGCAGAGCCUGGAUGCGGCGUGUCUGGGAGGCACUGUGACCGCGGAGCAGCUGACGGGGCAGCAGCAGCCGCAGCAGCAGCCGCCAACACCUUCAGCACCAACACAGCAGCAGCAGCCUCAGCCGGGAGCAGCGACACGGCCCGCAGCAGCAGCAGCAGUACCUGCGGCACCCACCCAGGGGGAGGGAGCCACAGCGGAGGCGGUGGGGGAGGUGGAGGUGCUGGAUCCGGGGUUGGCACAUGCACGGCAACCACAAGAGGGGUCCAUGGUCAAGAUCGGCUACUACAUCUCCCUGCCACCCUACCAACGGUCCUGGCGACCCACCGGCGGCAGUGGCUCAGGGGCCGCCGAGGGGGAGGAGGGGUCCGGGGCCGAGGUCGGGCAGCAGGGCGAGGGGGGCCCGACCGCACCACCGCCCCCGGGGGUGGGGGGUGGUUUGGUGUUGGAGCAGCACCCGGGUCUGACUCUGGCUGUGGGGUGUGCGGGAGCGCCCGCAGUCCCCCCCGAGCUGGAUGCGGCGGUGCGGGCCCUGCGAGUGGGGGGACGAGCCAGAUGCAGGCAGGUCCAGCAAUCCGCUUCCACCUCGUUGUCCGUACCCGCCGAGGGAUGUGACCCCCUGGGAGCCGGGUUCCCCCACCUGGACACAUGUCUGGACCUCACACUGCUACAUGCUACCCUGCCGGUGGUGGAGGGAAGGGGGGGCCCGGCGGGGGCCGGGUCGGGGCCGCCGCUGUUUACUCCGCCGCUGGGGCAGCAGAGGAUGGAGGCGGUUGCUGCGGCUCUCCGGCGGGAGGGUGUGGCCACCCUGGUGGAUCUAGGUUGUGGGGAGGGCAAGCUGGUGGAGGGGCUGCUACAGGGCCGGCAUGGGGUGGACUGCGGGGGCCCCCUGGAGCGAGUAGUGGGGGUGGACAUCAGCCGGGGGGCCCUCCAGGGGGCCGCCAGGAGGCUGGGCAAGAUGAGGGCGGCGGCGGCGGCGCUGGAGGAGAUGCCGGUGUCUGGGGAGGAGUCCGUACCCCGGCCAGUCGAGGUGCUGUUAUACCGGGGCAGUGCGCUGAGCCCCGCGCUGGCGAGGAGGGGGACGAGCAGGGCGAGGAGGAGGAAGACAGCGGCAGCAGCAGAGGCAGCAGGCGGUGGUGGAGUCAGCGGCGCCGACCCGUGGGUCAGCCUCCGGGGCUGUGAUGCAGUGGCCAUGGUGGAGGUGGUGGAGCAUCUGGAUCCAGAGCCACUACAGCUCCUUGGUCCCUGUGUGUUGGGCGGUUUACGUCCCCGGCUGCUGCUGGUGACCACCCCCAACUGGGAGUACAACCUGGUCAUGAGGACAUGCGAACAGCUGGCAGCGGAGGCAGCAACAACAGCAGCAGCAGCCAAUCGCCGCAAACCCAACUCGGCUGGGUCCCCCGCCCCCGUCCCCGUCCCCGCCGUCCCUGGAGCCCAUUGGCCAGGUCCCCCGGGUCGCGACGGCCUGCCGCUGCGCUGCGGGGACCACCGGUUCGAGUGGACCCGGGGGGAGUUUCGGAGCUGGGCGGAGGGUCUGGCGGGGCGGUGGGGGUACGACGUGUGUUUCCGGGGUAUUGGUCACGCCAACGACGAGGCGGGUGCGCUCAUGUCCCCGGGUUACAAGGGCCCGGGGGACCCGGGUGAGGCCACCCAGAUGGCCAUAUUUCGGCGUAAGGACGGCGAGCAGGAGGGGGAGCAGGGAGAGGGGGAGCAGGGAGAAGGGGGGGAGGGAGAAGGGGGGGAGGGAGAGGGGGAGGAAGGACAGGAGGGGGAAAGUUGGGAGUUGGUAUGGGGUCCGGCUUUGGUGGCCGCCCCCAGGGAGGAGAUGGAGGAGAUGGAGGCGAAGGUGGAGGCGGCGGACGCCAGGUCGCAGGGUGAAGGAGGGGGUGGGGGCGGGGCUGAAGGGGGGGCCCAGAUGCGAGUACGGCCGCUGUCGACGGUGAUCCCGGCGGCGAAGGUGGAGGGGGCGGCGGUGUCCGGUGGCGUCAAGCGGACCGGCGGCGAUGUGGCGGCGCGGGGCCUGCAGCGGGAGGUGGCCGCAGGCAGCAUCGCAGCUGGCAGCGGCGGAGGUAGCGCUCCAGAGGGCCCUAUGGGACCACCGGCUAAGCGCCAGCGCCGAGCUGCGGGUGGGAAUCCAGCCGGGGUGCGGGACGGCGGUGAACCCCCUGAUCCAGACGCUGCCUCUGGCGACGUAGGGGACCCAGCAGCAGGGGGCGGGGAUUUGUCACCGUGUCUGCGCCGGACUACCGGGGAACAUGGCAGCAGACUUGACACCAUUUCCGUAUCCAUACCUGACUUGAGUGCAGAGUAUCAGACUGUGGGAGAUCUGUGGAGUGAGUGGACGGAAGGCAUCCUACUGCCCAGGCGCCGGGGACGCCUUGCACCACUGAGCGUGCUGGAGCACAGGGAUCUCCGGUCAGUGUGGAGGAGCGGGAAGGACAUGAUUAAGAACAUAAACCUUCGGAAGACUGUUAUCUACGCUCUUCACCGGCGGGUGUGUGGGCAGCCGCGAAACAAGGAGGAUGUCGCGGCUGGAAGGCAGUAUGAGCCUAUGGACCUUGCGGCUGCGUGGGACGACCUGCAAACCACCUAUGGGGGUGGGCCGUCCCGGCCGCUCAGUGUGAGCCACUUAGCCCGCUCCAUCCGGGAGAUGCCGCCCGCAACAUAUGAGGCGUACGCUUCGCAGGCUGGGCUGCAGCUCUUCCCCUGCUUGCGAUGA
This is a messenger RNA of Volvox carteri f. nagariensis, 4788 nucleotides long. RefSeq lists its product as uncharacterized. Gene Ontology annotation, cellular component: cytoplasm; nucleus. Gene Ontology annotation, biological process: RNA methylation; siRNA processing; piRNA processing. Gene Ontology annotation, molecular function: O-methyltransferase activity; RNA methyltransferase activity. The transcript has 20 exons. The record is from RefSeq and is a predicted model, not a curated record. NCBI's taxonomy places the organism in Eukaryota, Viridiplantae, Chlorophyta, Chlorophyceae, Chlamydomonadales, Volvocaceae. The coding region runs from base 1 to 4788 and encodes 1595 amino acids.